CAGAGUCAUAUAGUCACGACAUAUUAUGGUUAAACCUCUUGGUCCAUUAACGUAAUGUUACGACAAAAGAAAUAAAGCUUUGUGCUAGGAACUAUUUAGUAUCUCAUAAAAGAUGUUAUCCUAUCAUUCAGCGGUAUCUGGAUCUAAGUUUCAACUUUAACUCGAGGUUGGUAGGUAGGUUUAUAUGGCGGCAACAAGUAUGGGAGGUAGUUGUCUGCUCUUGCUGGGAGGUCUUAUCGUCUUGAGCCUUCUUUCCUCUACUGAGUCGAGCACAUUGGGAACAAGAUGUUACCACUGUCAAUUCCGUGUGUUAGUAUCGGACUCCUUCUUCCUGGACCCUAACUUCGGAAACCCAGCGUGCGCAUACCCCGGAAGUCGUGACUCCGAUGUGGAAGCAGAGGAAUGCCUGAGCGAUAGGUGCUUCGUCCGGUAUAGCCCUACCUCGGGAGUUAUAACACGUGGUUGCUUCGAGACGGAAGACGGCAUCAAAACCAGCAGCGACAAGGUUCAAGUUGAUAGACACGGCGAUAGGUGGCAGCUCUGCUCAUCUCCCGAUAAAGAUUCCACUUGCAAUGACCUCGACAUCGUGGCGUCUCUGAAUGGUCACCAUGGCAAUUGCCACGACCCGUCUUCCCACCCGACAGACGAGCCCUACAAGGCUGUCAACCCGCCAUAUUCAUCACCCGAGGAAGAGGUAGACUUGUACGCUGUCAUCGGGCUGAAUCGCCGUCACGCCAGCCGUAGAGUGAUAAUAAACCACAAACCAGUUCAACCAACGCAACCGGAUCCAAUCGCCUCGUAUCCAACUUUUGCCUCCUCUUCCUCUUCCCUUCAACCAGAUGAACUACAGCCUGUGGAACCACCACCCGUCAAGCUCUCCGCGGUACCAUUUGUCUCCCCUACCGAGCAACCUUCUGUUGACGAAGAGAAAGACUGGUACCAAAUGAUCGGACUUGACCGCGGUCAUGGUAAGCACAGGUCAAGUGUAGAAAAACACCCAAACCCACACCAGGACGUUAGCAGUGCGGAUCCGACACCACCCCCUAAGGAGCCAGUGACCCAGCCACAAAACACACACUCUGAGGAUCCGGAGGAACCGGAUUGGUACCUGAUGGUGGGAUUACACCGGGAUGUUGACGUGGCAAGACAGGCGGCUGCACGCCGGGGGUCCGCUUCGUACAUUGGGUCUCAUUAAACUCUCCUGGCCUACGUUAACUGUUGUUAAGCUUUACAGGGUGUGUGGCCGCGCCAUA
Messenger RNA from Lingula anatina, 1253 nucleotides. RefSeq lists its product as uncharacterized. Lineage: Eukaryota; Metazoa; Brachiopoda; Lingulata; Lingulida; Lingulidae. The record is from RefSeq and is a predicted model, not a curated record.